AUUUUUUUUAUUUUUUGCCAUUAAAUCACAUCUCACAAUUUUGUUUUCUUACUUGGUUACUUAAAAGUAUCCCGCGUUUGCCCUAAUCCGUUACCGCCGUCUGUCGCCGCCGCAACUCGCCGUCUUAAGGUUACAUGGAAGAUUCAGAGCAAAGAAGAAAACGGUUGAAAGAAAUGCGAUUGCAAGCUGAUCUUGCUGAAGAUUCUGGUGGUGGCGGUGGUGGUGAAGGUUCUGGUACGCAGGGUAUUCUUUCAAAUCCAUUGGCUGAAGCUCCUUCAAUUAUGCUACCACCGGAUGCUGCUCCUCGAUUUAACUAUUAUACAGAUCCAAUGAAUGCCUUUUCUUCUGACAAAAGGAAUAGUGUCAAUGUUCGGCCUGCGCCCGAAUAUUUGCCUCCUCCUCCUCCUCAUCUUCCUCUAAAUUUUGGUGGAUCUCCUAUGGUGCGGUUUUCGUUGCCACAUACAGGUAUCCUUUGAUAUGAGAGGAUGAUUUAUUAUGGAUCAUAUAGAUUUCUAUAACAUUAGAUGAGUAAAUAGUACUG
Molecule: messenger RNA, 541 nt
Organism: Lathyrus oleraceus (garden pea)
Lineage: Eukaryota; Viridiplantae; Streptophyta; Magnoliopsida; Fabales; Fabaceae
Product: protein SICKLE
Exons: 2
Coding region: 135-476 (113 amino acids)
Biological process (GO): mRNA splicing, via spliceosome; miRNA processing
Source: RefSeq, a predicted model, not a curated record